UGACAUUUUCGAAACAGGAUCUGUUCUAGAAUGCGUCAUGAUCAAGCCAAUCCAUCCUUUUUGUCUCUGCCCCGCGAGCUGCGUGACCGCGUCUACGACUUUUACACCGCUGAAAAGGAGCCUUUCCAACUUCAUUAUCCCUUGCACGUAACGCUCGACGAGUUUGAAAAUGAUCUGAACAAGACAGAGGAAGAGUUAGAAGAGCUUCAAUUCGAUCCAGAUUGGCCGUGCCGUAACGACCAUGCCUUGCCAUACGUAUGUCAGAGGCUGCUUUGCGAGUACGUCGAUCAUCAACGUCGCGCCGGCACUCUUAUCCCCGUCUUGAACGUCAAAGUUCCAGUAAGCGGCGCCGAACCAGUUUCUGACCAGCACUUUCUUGAGGAGUUCCCGGAAAUUGUUCUGGCGAUGCCGUACGAGACCAAAUGCCUUGCCCUCCGGCUCGACUUUUCUAAUUACCUAGCUGCAGAGCAAAUUGAUGAAGCGGGCUCUGCCAAAGUAUACCUGCCAAAUGAGACUAUUCUUGUUUCCACAGACAAUGAAUCAGACAAUGUGUAUACCGGACUUUCUUCUGGAAAGCUUGGAGCCGGAGUACCGUCGGACAAGCCCGUCGUUUAUGAGCCCGAAUCCGUCAUAACGUACAUCGUAAAUAAACUCGCUUUUAUCGUUGACCAUUACGUCACCUCAUCUUUCCUUCAAUUCCAGCACGUGGUAAACUUCAGGAUCAUUAUUGCUCACAAGACUUGUCUCCAGACUCGGGUCGUGCGGACGUGUAUCACCAAGCUCGUCACUCAUAUACGCCGUAAGAUCACUAAGAAUCGAGCCUUUGGCGCUCUCACGUGCUCUCGUGAAGGGAAGAACGCAAGUGGUGUUCAAUUAUGCGUAGUCGAGAAUGAGCAACAUGUGAAGGUGAAAGGUCCCAGAAAGGGGUUGACACACAUGAAAAAAUGUCCAGCGGACAAUAAGUGGAAGAUUGCAUACAUGUGCGCUCUGGACUGCCUGAAGGCUCGAUAUGACCGCAAUGAUCCAGUGCAACAACAUCUAUGUUCAGAAGCACGUGCACGUCUGAUCGACGAGAUCGCGAAGGAUGGGAUUCGGCAGCGCGAGGACGGCAAUAAACGCAGCGCGCUAUACAAAGCGAAGCAAGAAUGGGUCAGGCGGAAGACAGGCGAAGCCGAGGCUAUGGUUGCAGAGAGGAACAUCAAGGAAUUCGGAGCAAGCGACGAAAGCGAAGAGGAGCCAUAGGCUAGAAUAGCGGCGCAAGCCUCGUACUCUAUCUUCA
This is a messenger RNA of Verruconis gallopava, 1279 nucleotides long. RefSeq lists its product as uncharacterized. The coding region runs from base 31 to 1242 and encodes 403 amino acids. The record is from RefSeq and is a predicted model, not a curated record. Lineage: Eukaryota; Fungi; Ascomycota; Dothideomycetes; Venturiales; Sympoventuriaceae. The transcript has 2 exons.